Ilex paraguariensis (yerba mate) is the source of this 615-nucleotide messenger RNA. The record is from the annotation of a GenBank genome assembly. Lineage: Eukaryota; Viridiplantae; Streptophyta; Magnoliopsida; Aquifoliales; Aquifoliaceae.
AUGCAGCAGAAUGCACAUCAUCAGCUUGGGAAGAUUUCCAAGGAGCAUGAAAGAAUCACACUGCACUUGGAAGAUGAGAAGAGAGAACUUGAGCAGCGUGAGAAAGAACUGUGCAAAAGGGAGGCUGACAAUGAAAAGGAGAGAAGGAUGCUCCAUNGAAUCACACUGCACUUGGAAGAUGAGAAGAGAGAACUUGAGCAGCGUGAGAAAGAACUGUGCAAAAGGGAGGCUGACAAUGAAAAGGAGAGAAGGAUGCUCCAUUUUGAGAAGCAAACGAAUGAGAAAGCAACCUUGGAGAAAAAGCAGGCAGAAGAGAAUGUUCUAAAUUUGGCUGAAGAUCACAAGAGGGAAACAGAAAAACUGCUCAAGAAAAUUGUUGAGCUAGAAAAAACACUUGAAGCCAAGGAAGCAAUGGAGUUGGAAAUAGAGCGUAUGAGGGAGACUCUGCAUACUAUUAAACAGAAUCUUGAGGAAAAGGAGGAGGAGCUUGAAGGUCUGGAAGCAUUGAAUCAAGUCCUUAUUGUUAAGGAGCACAAAAGCUGUCAAGAGUUGCAAGAAGCUCGUAAUGAGUUAAUUAAUGCGAGUUUCCUUUUCUCAGAGGGUUUAAUACAGUAG